Messenger RNA from Hylaeus anthracinus, 1597 nucleotides. Its product is annotated as hippocalcin-like protein 4. The record is from RefSeq and is a predicted model, not a curated record. Gene Ontology annotation, molecular function: calcium ion binding. Bases 774 to 1514 code for a protein of 246 amino acids. NCBI's taxonomy places the organism in Eukaryota, Metazoa, Arthropoda, Insecta, Hymenoptera, Colletidae. The transcript has 4 exons.
GUCGUGUUUUCUUUUCAAAUAAAAAGAUAAUGGUAAGAAAUCCGAAUUACUGGACGACGAUGAUACUGACAGAUGAGAUAGAAUCUUUGCUUGUUAGUAUUCCCCAAGGGACACGUGCACGUAAAUACAUGAAUAAGUAGCUUCUAUAAUAAGAUGUUCGGCCGAAGAAUGGGACGCGUCAAAUGGUACUUUACACGCACGUGUUCAUUCUUAGUAAUUAAAUUGAAGUUCAUUCUUUGUCGCUCAAAUCAUGACGAAGCAAUAACAAUUCUACGAAAACGAUAACACCUUCUAUGCUAUUUAACCGUGCUACGUAAACGAAAGUGUAAACGAAAGAGAUCGACUUAAGUAUUAGUAAUACGAAAAGAACGUUAACAUAGACAGGUGUUUUCAACAUUUUUUAACACGCGAACGAGAGUAUAAACGCUUCAUUUCCAAAUAUAUUCGACCGUAGCAUAUGCUUCAAAUUUAUCGUCUAAACAUUUUACAUAGGAGUUUCCUUGAAGCUUCUUUUCGAUGUCGGUUGCACGCUGCACCAUAUACCGGCGUCAGUUCCGUUUUACUUCUGAUCAAGGAAACUUCUGCAUUUCGGUUUUCCAACAAAUUUCAUUAACCGUUCGAGAAUGGCGAUACUCGAGUAAUAUUUGUACAGAUUUCUCUUUUCUAUUUCUAAAUGAACAAAGAGGUAGGUAUCUCUUCCAAACUUUUUUUUUUUUACAAACAACUAUCUCUGAAUUUUAGAAAUUUAUAACGAUUCAAGUUGCGUCGUAAUAAUGUCCAAUUGUCCGUUCAAUGUCGACGAUAAAGGCAGUGAACCGAUCAAAAGUGGAGCAAGCCUCUCGUUAAAGAUGCAACGGAGCUUUAAGAAAAUGAAGAGAAGCAUUCAAAAGAUGACUGAAUCUUCGGUGACUGUUCAACCUCACUGCGUUUUCGUAGAGAAUAUGCAAGACGAUGAUAGACAACCGCCGUAUAUAUUUCCGAAACGACUCUCCUGUUUAACGUGCCAAACGGGAUUCUCAAAGGAUGAAAUACGAAAACUCUAUCGCGCUUUCAAACAGUAUUGUCCGAGAGGAGCCGUGACUACGAACGAUCUGAAGCCGGCUUACGCAAAAUUGUUCCCGUUGGGAGAUUCAACCAAGUACACGCAGAUCGUUUUCAAUACUUUCGACAGGGAUAGGGAUGGUAUUGUCAGCUUCCAAGAUCUUCUCACUGAAAUAAAUUUGAUUAUUAACGGCGAUUUGGAUCAAAAGCUCUCCUGGAUUUUCAGCUUUUACGAUCUCAAUGGAGACGGUUACAUCACGAGAAAGGAAAUGCUAGUCAUAAUAUCCGCGAUCUACGAGAUGCUUUAUACCGGUCAAACUGCUCAGCGAAUGAUCGUCAGGCACGUGGACAUGAUUUUCAAGAAGAUGGAUACCGAUAAGGAUGGAGUCAUAUCCCGCGAGGAAUUUAUGAAUACUUGCAAAAAUGAUUCUGUAAUUGAGAAUCAACUGGCAGUCUUUAAUCAGUUUUGGUGAUGAAAUAUACGAUCGACGUUAACGUUUAUAAAUUGCAUUAUUUCUGAAAAAUCUAAACCUGCUAUUCCUCCACUUUGCAAACG